AUGUCGCGUGGAGUUCUGUUAGAGGCGCUGGCCCGCAACAGACAGCCCAAGGUGAUUACAUUUGACGCGUACAAUUGCCUGUUCAGCACGCGCCUUCCGGUGGCAGAGCAGUAUAGCGCUGUGGGCCGCAGACAUGGGGUUGAUGUUGCACCAAGUGUGCUGGCAGCUAGGUUUCCGGCAGUGUUCCGGGAGACUAGCGCGCGGCACCCGGACUACGGAAAAUACACGGGACUGUCGGUCCAGGGGUGGUGGACGCUGGUGAUCCAGAGGUUGUUUAAGCCGGCGGAAGUGGGCGAGAAGAUGGUGGCGGAGAUCUUGCAGCGCUUCCAGGGGCAUGGGGCAUACAAGGUUUUCCCGGACGCGCUGUGGCUGCUGGAGGAGCUGCGUGUGCGCCGGCCAGAGGUGGUGGUGGGGGUGCUCAGCAACUCGGACCCAACGAUGCGACAGGUGCUUCUGAACCUGGGUCUUGGGAGCUACUUCACGGACGCGAUCUACCUGUCUUACGAUCUGGGGGCGAAGAAGCCAGAGCGCCGCGCCUUCGAUGCGGCACUGGAGCGGAUACUGGAGCGCAAUCCUCAGCUGCUGGGGGACCUAGGCGCGGAGGAACUCCGCGCCGCCUGCUGGCACGUGGGUGACGAAAAGUCGGCCGACCUGUGCGGCGCCACCGGGGCCGGAUGGAACGGCAUUCUAGUAGAUCGCCAGGAUAUUUACGGCCAACUCGGGCAGGGGAGUGCCGUUGCACUGGGCCUGAAUCAGUUCGUCGUUCCCGACUUCUAUACAGUGGGAAAGCUCUUUGGCCUAGCAUACAACAUAUAG
Eremothecium gossypii ATCC 10895 is the source of this 816-nucleotide messenger RNA. It is a transcript of the gene DPI35, whose product is annotated as Dpi35p. The record is from RefSeq and is marked provisional. Bases 1 to 816 code for a protein of 271 amino acids. NCBI's taxonomy places the organism in Eukaryota, Fungi, Ascomycota, Saccharomycetes, Saccharomycetales, Saccharomycetaceae. The transcript is spliced from 2 exons.